GUAUUGCGGGAGUACUCCACCUGGAGAGACUACUGCCAGAGAAUCAUGUCACGACUAUUGAUGCAUUAGUGGCUAGAGACCGAGCUAGACAUGCUCGGUUUCUACGAACAGCCACUAGUGGACUCGUCAAUUUUCCACUCAACAGCUCGUUCGACCUUAAUAAUAUUGGCAUAUAUUAUACAAAAGUGAAAGUGGGAUCACCGCCCAGAGAAUAUAAUUUAUUGAUUGAUAGUGGAAGUGAGAUCUCAUGGAUUGCAUGCAGUUCUUGUGACACUUGUCCUCAGACCAGUGGACUUGGGGUCAAGCUAAACUUUUAUGAUAGUGGCAACUCAACAACUGCCACUUCCAUUUCUUGUUCAACCCGUGGGUGCGAAUGUACUAGGACAAACCGAUGUGGUUUUACCCUGAGUUACAUGGACGGAAGUAGUACAACAGGCUAUCUUGUGUCCGAUGUUUGGCAUUUGGACACAUUUUUAAGCACUUCGUCAACCUCUAGCUCUUCAGCACCAAUCAUUUUUGGGUGCAGUACCACUCAACUUGGUAGUCUGGUCCUGUCAGACAACGCAAUUGAUGGAAUUCUCGGGUUUGAUCGACGUAGUCUUUCAAUAAUAUCUCAGCUUUCUUCGCAUGGAAUUUCUCGCAAAGUAUUCUCGCAUUGCUUGAAAGGAGAGAGCGACAAUGGAGGAGGUAUUUUAGUUCUCGGUGAAAUUCAGAAUCCGAGCAUGGUCUAUACUCCGCUAGUUCCAUCAACGGAGCAUUACAAUGUGGAUUUGCAGAGCAUAGCUGUGAAUGGAAAACUUUUGCAUAUUGAUCCAGCAAUAUUUGCAACCUCAGAAGAUCGAGGAACUAUUUUUGACUCUGGAACCACUCUGAUUCAUCUUGUUGCAGAGGCGUACGACUCUGUUAUUAGUGCGAUAGCUGUUGCUAUUUCAUCUUCUGUCGAGUCAAUCAUGUCAGGAAUGACUCCAUGCUAUCUAAUUUCUUCCAGCUCCCCAAAUAAUGUAACAGAGAUCUUUCCUCGAGUUACACUAAAUUUUGCUGGUGGUGUAUCCAUGGAGUUAAGACCAGCAGAUUACCUCAGUUUUAUGAGCGCUUUUAAAAAUACUUCUACUUGGUGCGUUCUCCUGAUAAAAAAAGCUCCGAGCAUGACAAUUUUAGGAGAUAUUGCUCUUAGAGAUAAGAGCAUUGUAUAUGAUUUGGCUCACCAGAGAAUUGGUUGGGCAGAUCAAGAUUGUUCAUUACCAAUGAAUGUGUCCAUAUCCUCCGGCGUAGAUCAAGUCAUGAAUGUUAGAGCUAUUAAUGUUAGGGAUUGGGGAAUUGUUGCUGAUUCAUGUUUACAUCUGUAUUGUUGUAUUGACGAGGUAUCGGGUUGUGCGACAUUGGAGAAAUUAAAGAAAUUGAAGGUUUUGACUGGUAAAGGAUUUUACUGUGAAGAUAACAAUGAAUUAGUUCAAGUUACUUCUGAUACUCAAUUGUUAGAAUUUGUGAAAGACUUGGUAGAUGGUAAUGAGUUUCAUGUGUAUGUGGUCCAUGAAGUUGAUUUACCAUGGUAUGAUCUUGUUGAUGAAUCUGUGGGUAUAAAUACUGAGGGAACUGUGGAGAAUGAUUUAGAUUUGAAUGGAGUUGAUAUAGAACUGCCUGGAGGUGAUACAAAUCAGAAUGAAGCUGAAUCAGAUCUACCUAGUAGUGACACAUAUGUAGAUGCUAUUCAUAAUGAAGAUGGUUCAGAUGUUGAUGAAGAAUUGAGAUCCCUUAGGGCUGAAAUGAGAAACAAAAGAAAUCCUAAUCUUAGGAAGAAAAGAGGUAGGGAGAAGAAAACAAUAAUUGAAGAAGUACCAAUAGGUGAGGCUGGUGUGGAUAGAGGUUUUGAAGAUAUUGGAAUAAAUAAGAAGGAUAGAUAUGUUGGUAGAUUGGGAGGAGAUGAGAAGUAUAUUGAUAGCUCAAAAUGUGAUAUUGAUGAUAGCACUGAUAUGCUAGAUGCAAAAGUUGUUGGAGGUGUUGAUCUACCAGGUAGAAGAAAGAGCAAAAAGCUCAGGUAUGAUGAUGAAUGUACUGUUGCUAUUUUUGAACUUGGAAUGAUUUUUGAGAAUGCUAAGGAAUUAAGAAAGGCUUUGGCAAAAUAUGGCAAAAUAUGUUGUUGA
Messenger RNA from Solanum stenotomum, 2141 nucleotides. Its product is annotated as aspartic proteinase 36-like. The record is from RefSeq and is a predicted model, not a curated record. The annotation marks the transcript as partial. Gene Ontology annotation, molecular function: aspartic-type endopeptidase activity. Gene Ontology annotation, biological process: proteolysis. Lineage: Eukaryota; Viridiplantae; Streptophyta; Magnoliopsida; Solanales; Solanaceae. The transcript has 14 exons.